AACCAAAGCGAACGCGAGCAAAAAAGACCAAAAAACCAGGGGGUGGGGGGCAAGCGAAGGGAACCAGAGCAGGGUAGGGAAAUAAAAACUACUGGGCAAACCCUAGCCGAGCCCCGCGUCCGCCUCCCCCCCCACCCACCUCCGCCACGAUGCGCCGGGCGAAGCCGCCGCAGCCGUCGCCGUCGCCGGAGAUCCGGUACCGCGGGGUGCGGAGGCGGCCGUCGGGGCGCUACGCCGCCGAGAUCCGGGACCCGGCCAAGAAGACCCCGAUCUGGCUCGGGACCUUCGACUCCGCCGAGGCCGCCGCGCGCGCCUACGACGCCGCCGCCCGAUCCCUCCGCGGGCCCACCGCCCGCACCAACUUCCCCAGCGCCGCCCCCUCCGCGCCGCGGCCACGGCCCCACGCGGCCGUGGCCGCGGCCACGUCCAGCCACAGCAGCACCGUAGAGUCAUGGAGCGGCGGCGCACCCCGCGCCGCCGCCCUACCACGCAGCGCCGCCCAGACCGACGAGGAGGAGGAGGACUGCCGCAGCUACUGCGGCUCAUCGUCGUCCGUCCUCUGUGAAGACGCCGACGGCGACGACGCGGCCGCCUCCCGCGCGCCCCUGCCGUUCGAUCUGAACCUGCCGCCUCCUCUUGAUGCGGCCGAUGCGGCCGCCGAGGCCGAUCAGAUGGGUGCCCGCUACGACACGCUGCUCCGCCUCUAGCUCACGAGAAUAGCGAGGAUUUCGAGCCAGGAAUCAGGAAAGAAUCGAGACCAGCGCUGCUCUCUGCUCCGCCCUUGUCCUUGCUUCGGCUGAUCCGGUGGUGUUCUCUCGCUAGUUGGAUAAUUCUUGCCUUUUUUCCUUUUCUUUUGUUCUUUUUUUCUUACCACGAUGAUGAUUCGAUAUGUGAAUAAUUCUGUCAUGUAAGCCGCGAGGAAGGAAAUCUGAGCUUUUCCUUAUCUUUCUAUGGUAUUUCGGGUGAUAUUGCUGCUGUUGUUGUUUGAUUAGUUGGAAAGAUAAUGGAAGAAAUCAAGAGAAAUUAUUUAUACACAUGCAGUUGAUGCUUGCUGCUGCUUUAUCAUCACAGAGUUCGAAUGACUGAACUGAGCAGAACAUGUAUUGCAUAAUCUACUAAUUCAUCUACUGAAGUGCAAAACAUCAUAUCAAUGUAUGCCUGGCAAGUUGCAAAGUUCCAAGUAUGAUGGUGGUUCUUCUCUCAAGUCGGCUGAUUCUUGUAAGCAUUGGCAUGAGAGUGACUGCUUCGUCGAUCAUGUCCUGUGACCUUGAAGCAAAUUCUUGAAGACUCGUAUGUUGUGACCCUGAAGCAAUUUCUUGAAGACUCGGGACAAUGAUGUGGAUAUGUUUGCCCAUUGCAAUGGAUAUACUUUCAGGAUGUCUCAUUCUGAUGAGUAGCAGAUGUACCUCCUGCUUAUGUACGAUUAGCCCUUCCUUCAGUUCAAGUGUAAAAAUACAAUGCUCAUCUGUCAUGUUUGAUUUAUAAUAAUGUUCACCUGGAAACAAGUGGUCAAAUUGAGCCCCAGGAGUUAUGGUUCGUA
Molecule: messenger RNA, 1540 nt
Organism: Phragmites australis (common reed)
Lineage: Eukaryota; Viridiplantae; Streptophyta; Magnoliopsida; Poales; Poaceae
Product: ethylene-responsive transcription factor 3-like
Exons: 2
Coding region: 150-707 (185 amino acids)
Biological process (GO): regulation of DNA-templated transcription
Molecular function (GO): DNA binding; DNA-binding transcription factor activity
Source: RefSeq, a predicted model, not a curated record